Molecule: messenger RNA, 6185 nt
Organism: Mya arenaria
Lineage: Eukaryota; Metazoa; Mollusca; Bivalvia; Myida; Myidae
Exons: 4
Coding region: 515-1747 (410 amino acids)
Source: RefSeq, a predicted model, not a curated record
GUCCUAUAAUUUCAAUUAGUCGCGCACCUGCAAAUUAAAUUGUAUCUUAUAAAAGGUGCGCCAGUUCAUCGGCACCAAGUCUUAACAUGAAUGAUCUGGCUUUAGGUAUUAUUGAUAGAUCGUAUACAUGUUCCAAACACGUUGCUGUUUGGAUUUCAAUACACAAACUGGGUUGACAAUAUGAAAAUAGAAAGACAGGUCUUGUGAAAUGCUUCGUCGGAGAUCUGGGGAUUUAAUUAAAAUAUUUUGAUUCAGCAAAAAUUGAAUUUUAAAUGAACAAUCGCAUAGUUGGAAUAAUUUAGUUUGUUUUUCGGCUGUUGUAUUUUAUUAUUGUUUAUUAGACAAUUCUAUGGAAUAUUGUGUGGAUAUUGAUACCGAUUAAAAUCCAUUGGAAUUACAACGUACUGAAUUCAAACGAGAAGGAAUUAACAGACAAAUCAGGGAUUAAGGGAUAAUCUGACAGACACAAACAGAUCGUUGCACACCCCGAUGGGCUAACUCCGCAGACGUCAACAUGGCUACAAGUUCCGUAGGACUUCCGCCAUGUGUGAAGCUCACCGGGGGUAAAAGGGGCGCCCCCGGACCCCUUAUUGUCACCACGAGCGACGAGGAUUCUUCUGAUGGCGAGAACUGCCAGCAGAGCCCACGAGCCCUCCUAAACCCGCGCCCGAGCCCCCGGGCAAACGUCACAGACACUUACCCGAGUUUGAAGCUCGAUCUGUCACGGACGUUGGUUUCGGAUAAGUUAACUAGUGAAAAAUUGUUUAGUAAUAAUAAUAAUAAUAAUCAUGCAAAUAGUAAUGUGAGUACCAACGAACGAACGAGUCACGGUCAGGAGACUCACCGACACGAACGAACGGAAGUUCGGUUGCAAGGCGGCGCACACACGGCUCGAGCCGCCUCUCGUUCACCGGAAGCUGGAUAUAGCGCUCAUAAGCAAGCCUGUGAUGGAUAUGAACAUGACCAUGACUAUGAAAACGUUGCUUCUCCUAGCGGAAGCAGCACGGCCAGCGGACCUGUGUAUGUUCGGCCUCCGGGAUUUACAUACCAUGCACAGGAGAUUCGGCGAAAAAAGAAAAAGUCGGGGCUGUUAGAUCGUCGGGAAGGAUUGAAAAGUCGAGCUCCAACGCCGCCUAAAGUUAAACCAAGAAGAGACCCGCUGCCUAUGCGGUUACGGGCUUUACCACAGUCCUUUUGGAAGCAGCCCAACAACCCUCCGUCCAUCUCCCCCGGGAACAUGUUCUCAUCACUUCCGCCCCUCUCAUAUAGUAGGGACGACGAUGGAAUCGAGCCGCGGCCUAUCACGCCACCGGAAGAUCGCGAGAAGAAGGCUAAGCCGACCAAGGCACCAGACAGGAAGUUGAUAGUGAACGGGGACGCAGAACUGUUCCUCAAGCACCUGUUUGCUGACGUAAUGGAGGAGGGCGGCAAGAAGGGGUCACAUGGCGGAAGUAACGCGGCGCAUCUUAAGCGGGGCAGGCCUCCGAAGAAGAUGAUGACGUUACCGGCGAAGACGAGCGUCAAAGGACUGAUUUCCGGUGAAGACCCUUACAUGAUUGACUGUUCUGUGACACAGAAACUAUUUCCCCAGCUCUCCCUGGAAUCAAGCACGCGUCAAGGUCACGGAGGAAUGUCAUCCCUACAGUUAAUAACGUUACGAGAAGGAGACAAAUCUGUGACGUUGCCGUCACUCAGUAUCGAACAAAACUAUUCACAGAUGUUAUCGGAGCUUGUUAUGAAUAUUUGAAAGCCGUGGCGUGUUUUUAUCGGUCAGGAUUUGAACGUGUGGACGAUAUGAAGUCCGUAUGUCUCUGUAGAUAAGUGCUUGGUAUUGUGUUUAAAUUUGGCGACGUCACUUUUUGGCACUGCGUCAUGUAGUCACUGGAUGGAUUACGUGACGUCACUUAUUCCCGUUUAAUGACGUCACAAUCAGUAACGUCGUGAACUGUCAAAUGGUCUACAUUUUCAUGACGAAAGGAAAGAAAUUUGUUGUUACAGUUGGAGUGAUAUCUCUCUUAUAGAAGUGAUUAAAAAUCAAAUGUCAAUCUUUAAAUCUUUUAACAUAAUGUUGUGAGUGCUAAUGUGUUUAUAUACAGUGUUUAUAUGCUGUUGUUUUGGGACUCGGUCAGAGCAUCUGAAAACAUGUUUUUAAAGUUUGGGAAAAUAGUAGAAGUGUAGCAUUAAAGGUUUGGGAACACCAGGGUAUUGUAAGAAAACUGUCAUGGGGUUUCCAUUAUUGAGUCUUAAAUGCACCAAUAAACGACAGUGUUCAAGUCAAGUUGCUCCUGAAAAAUGUUAUCAGUAAUUAUGGUUCAUGACUAGUAUGGAGAGCACUUGGUUCAUGAACACAGUCAAUGAAACAACAGGAGUAAACGUUCAUGAACAGUGUUAAAGAAUAUUUAGUUGAUGAUGGAUGCUAGAAAUGUGGUUUUAAAUACUGCAUAUCAAUCUAUUUCAUUAGAUUAAUAUGUUUGACAACGUCAGUGAUAAUGACACUGAAUAUGAUGAUUGGAGAAUGUCAUGUUAUUUCAAAGUGAACAGUGAUAAUGUAUUAUAUUGUAAUACAGUGUUGUUCAUGAAUAGCCUGUAUGACAACACUUUUGGUUAAUGAACAGAUUGAAUGACAUAUAAAUGUUCAUGAACUUUGAAAAUAAUAAUGUUAUAAGUUUGUUGUGAGCAGUCUCUGUGAUAUAUUUGUUAAUCAUAUGUUAAUUUAUAUGUUAAAAACCAUGAAUUCAUAUUAUAUAUCAUCAAUGCACACAUUCCUUGUAAAUCAUGAACCGUACUAGAAAUACCAAAAUCUUGUUUUUAGAAAAUAAUGGGUAAAAUCAUACCAUAUAACAAUAACAAAUAUGUUGUGAUUACCAUAAACUCAACAAACAAGUAUAUAAAAUAUGGAAAUCUUAAACUUUAAAGUGAUUUUUUUUAAUCUAAAAAAAAUAAACUUAUUCUCAAAAAGGCCUAGUCAUAUAACCUUCAUACAAUACAUGUUCUAAGUUGACACAAAUUCCUUCUAUUGUUUUAUAGAAUGUGCUAGUUGUUGUUGAAAUAAACAAGUUUUAACAUUUUCAUCUAAUCAUUUCAUUUACUUAAAUCUGUGAUUUAAACCAUGCCAUGUUAAACAACUGAACUACCUUUAAGAUUGUUUGAAACUUCAGAGUUUAUAACUAGUUAACUGUUAGAAGUUGAAAUUGGAGUUAAAUGAUUGGUUAAUAUUUAAAAAAAAAUGUUUUGUUAAAAGUUACAUUAAUGUUAAUUGAUACUGUUGAAGUAAAGUCUCUAUAUUGGGUACUAAUGUUACUAUUUUAUCUUUAACUCACUUAUUUAGAAGUGACUCAUUAAUUUCUUUUCAAAAACUAUUUUGUGGUUUGUACCUACUCACGAGUCUUUAUGGAAAAAAUGAAAUAUUAUCAAAAAUUGACAAAGUUUAAGUUAUAGUUCCAGGCGCGUAGCUGACUGUCAGCAAAUAUGCAGUUGAGUAAUGAAAUUUUGACAGUUCGAAGUUUUUGUCAUACCAAAAACCAGAAUUUGAAAUAAAAACCGAAGGGGGAUAGUGGGCGAGGGGGUUAGGAUUCGAUCUGUGUUAUCCCAAAUUGGCCCUAGCUAUGCGCCUGAAUUCCAAUAGGAGUAUAACAUAAACAUGCAAUCAAAGUAUGUAUGAAAUUUUUCUGAAUUUUAAUACGUAUAUUUUAUUUUAACUUUGUGACACUUUAUUUAUUCUGCUUGUUAUAUAGCUUUAUGACUUUUAUCACUUCUUUAAUGUUACCUUAAACCGUCCACCCAUGUCAGUGCUCUGCCGUCCACCCUUGUCAGUGCUCUUGUUAGUAAUUUGUAUAUGUUGAACAUUGUCUUUCCUAUUUAAUUAUAAUUUAUUUUUUGUUAUAACAUAUUUAUUUCUGUAUAGGAAACACAUAAUUCAUGUGUAUUAUGCAUUUUUUUUUUUAAUUGGUCUCAUCUUUUUUUCUUUUUCUGUUGCUGUCGGUUACCAUGGUAACAGACUUUAAAAUAUAAUAUCAAGAUCCAGCAGACUGGUCAAUAUUACAGUGGUUUUUGGUUGUCAUGGUAUCUAACAUCAUUGCUUAAGUGUCAUAGAUUUUGCUAUCAUUAUAUAUCAUUAUUUUAAACGAUUCAAAUCGAAAAGAAUGAUAAAGUUUUGAAAUGUAGCAAAGACAAAGUAAUUGGACAAUGCUCUUUUUUUAAGAGAUAUAUAUAAUAUACAUCUGAAAUCAUCUAGUGCUAAGAUUCAGUAAAUAUAACGGCCGGUAAUUUUUUUAUGAUUUUGUCAUGGUUGAUUUCUAGCAGAAAUUGUAUUUAGUACAUUUUUAUUUAAACCAGUUAAUAACGUUUCCAUUUGGUUGAAACAUCUAACAUUUAAUGUCAGCUUCAUUAGUUCACUAUCCAAAUCAAGCUUGGCUCAUAUUUAUUGAAGUCUUGAGUUUUAAGUUUGAACCUCUGACACAAGGCAUUAAUGAACAUGAAUCCAGCUCUGAUUCAAAUAAAAUUCCAAUUGAACUUAAAGCAUUUUAAAACCUCAAAAAACUUCUUGAAAAUGUAAGGACUAAAAAAUGCAACCAUAUUAUGAGCAGCUUUCCUGGAGACUUUAUAAUGCCAAGAAUAGCGUUUGCUUAAUUCUCUACAUGUUCCCAUAAUGUCUUGGUAUUGAUUUUACAUUCCUUAGUAAUAAAUAUAGAUCUGUAGGAAGAUAUCAGGAAUUUAUUGACUUAUACAGGUACAUGUACACAUGAAUAAUUAAAGAUAUCUUAGCCAUGAUGAUGUCCUUUAUUGGAGCAAGUACAGGUUCAUUUAUUGGCCAUACUUAACAAAUCAUGAUUUAUUGAAAAUGUCAAAUUUGAUAACAAUACAAUGUAAAGAAUGUACAGGAAUUUAAGAAACUAAACUACGGUAAUGGAAGCAAAGUGGUUCCAAGCUGUUUUAAAUAAACAAACAAAAAAUCCAACUGUAUUUGCUUUAACUAUACAGUAAUAAAUAAUGAAUUAGUGGACAUGAAAAUUAUUGAAAAGCAUAUUUUCCUUAUUGUUGUUAAAAAUCAAUACUUCUCUUAUUGAUAAAAAGUCAAUAUGGUAACUAUUGACAAUAAAUCAAUAUUCGUUACUAUUGAAAAAAAAGUCAAUACUUAUUGCUAUUGAUAAAAAUCCAAUAUUUUAUAUCAUCUCGUUUAAGCACAGUAUUUCAGGAAUUCAAGAAACUAAAUAAGGUAUGAAAGCAAAGAGGUUUCGGGUUAUAUUAAAUAAAAAAUGGCCCAAAAUGUUGUUGCAACCACUUUUCAACGUGUUUAUGCAUUAGAUAGCUGUCCCUGUUUCGCUUUUUCCUGGGACAAAUAUCUAAUCACUUGUAACUUAUAACAUGCAUUUGUCCAAAAAUUGUCUUUGUAAUCUUGAAGAGUGAAAGCGAAAAGGGUCUAUCUGUUUCUGUACCUAAUGACAUUUACAACCUUUUCGCUAUAACCCUUCCAUGUAAACUAUUAAUCAUUUCAAAACUUUAUCUUCCUUGUUUGAAACUUCAUGCUGUUUAUCAUCUCCCAGAAAUCCACUCAUAUUUCCAUUUAACUACGUCAUUUUCCUUGCACAAUAUUCCAUUGCACAUUACUAUGUCUAUAUAUUUUUAGACUAAAUUAUUUUUUUAUAACUUACAAGAAUCAAUAUGUUAAAAGAUUUACAUGUAUGCAUCAAGUUAGUUGUGUUCAGCCCAUCGCAUAAGCAUAAUGUUUUUGGUUAUUGCUCAGUUUAAUUUAAUAUUAACCAUACAUAAAUUUUCAUUUUGGCAUGUUUAUUUUUCAUUUCAUCAAAUCAUUCAUUCAUAGUUACUGCAUUUAUUAUAUAAAGCAGCGUGAUUUUGUUAUCAUUUUUUGGCAUUUUGAAAAUGGCACUUUUGAGUGUUGUUGUUUUUUCAAAUAAGAUAUGUAACAAAAUGGUAAUUAUGUAGACUUUUUUAGAACACUAAGCUGUUUCUAAUAGUAAAACUAGAAUUGCUAGCUACCAUUCCAUAGUCAAAGUGAACACUGUGUUGAUUUUUGUGAAUUUACACAGCUUAUGUGAAAGAUUUUUCAUCUUUGCUUUGUAUGUAAAACUGAUAUAUAAUUCUCCUUUUUGCGCUGUGCUGUUUUAGCUAAAGGGAACAAACUCUGUUAGUUUCCCUAACAGCUUUUAAAUAAAAUUUUAAAAAUU